CAUCAUCCUCCUCCUCCUCCUCCUCCUCCUCCUCCUUCACACCACUGCUGACUACAUGGGAACUUUUCUCGCGAGCUUUCCGUAGGAAGUGAGCAGUUUGUAACUUUUCUCCCCGCGACCUUUUGGCUUCCUUUGCAGUUGAACCCUCGUGUAAAUCUGUGUCCGGUUCUCAGCAGUAGUUUGCGGUGAUGGCAGGCGAGCUGAGGCCCCGACUGUGCGUCCUGGAGAAGGGCAAUGACGGCUAUGGCUUCCACCUGCACGGGGAGAAGAACAAAGCCGGUCAGUUUAUCCGCCUGGUAGAGCCUGGUUCUCCAGCCGAGCUGUCUGGUUUAAUGGCCGGAGAUAAGCUGACGUACGUUAACGGGGAGAGUGUGGAGGGUGAGAGCCACCAGCAGGUCGUGUCCCGGAUACGUGCUGUCACGGGCAGCCUGAAGCUCAUCGUCGUGGACCCCGAGACAGCCGAGUAUCUCAAAAAACACAAUUUACCCUGCAGGAAGGAGUUCGUCAGGGACGGAUUGCCGACGCCCGCAGACCAGCCGGACACCAGCGUCCAGGAGAGGAACGGCAAUGGCACCGACAGCCCUGUCCCUGCCUCUGAUCCUGUCCCUGCCUCUGAUCCUGUCCCUGAUCCUGUCCUUGAUCCUGUCCCUGAUCCUGUACCUGAUCCUGUCCCUGCUCCUGUCCACGUCUCUGCUCCUGUUCCUGUUCCUGCUCCUGUCUCAGCCUCUAACGGAGAUAUGGGGAUCAACAACCUCAGCCUGAACUCCAAGGAAUCGAACAAUGAGCUUCGUCCACGUCUCUGCCACAUGAAGAAGGGAGCAACGGGUUAUGGCUUCAACCUACACAGCGAGAAGUCCAAAUCAGGACAAUAUAUCAGGGCGGUGGAUGAGGACUCUCCAGCUGAGAAAUCUGGACUUCGGCCCCAAGAUAAAGUAGUGCAGGUGAACGGUGUGCCUGUUCAGGGCUUGCAGCACUCUGAGGUGGUGGCCGCCAUCAAAUCAGGAGGAGAUGAUCUGCGGCUGCUGGUGGUGGAUCCAGAAACGGACGCCUUUUUCAGCAGCUGCCAGGUUGUUCCCACUGAGGAGCACCUCACGGGCCCCCUUCCUGAACCUGCUGCCAGUCGAGAUGCUGAUGAGAAGGUGAAGGAGGAAGAGGUUAAGGAAGCCAAUCCUGCAUCAGUGAGUCCCACUCCAUCCAACGCUUCCUCCACUGCGUCGAUCCCUGCUGAGAUGGCCAGGGUUCCUGCAUCACAGGAGAAGGCCGAAGAGAAGAGCCCGAGCGUAAAUGCAGCCUCAUCGCUGGACCUGAACAUUUCCCUGCAGCAGGCUAAAGAGCGCGCGCACAAGAAACGCUCCAACAAAAAAGCGCCACCUAUGGACUGGAGCAAGAGGAGUGAAGUGUUCAGCAAUCUCUAAAGCAGCCAAAUUCCACACCGCUCUCACACUUCAUUACUUCCUUUAUUUAUAAAGUUCGCACUCAUGUCUCGCUCAUGAGGCCUGCGCCUCCGAUUUUAAACAGAAGGGAUGCAGCAAAAAGAAACUGGAUUAAUGAGGCAUGAAAUCACAUUAGAAAUAAUUGCUGGAUUUCUUUAUUUUGUCCCACAACUCCUGUUAGUCUUGUUUAUAUACACACACACACACACACACACACACACACACACACACACACACACACACCCACACACCUCUCCAAUGACCAUUUAAUGUCAGUGUUAUUGUGCCACUUGUGUUUUUAUUGAUCUUUAUAUAGACAUUUUAUGGAACGAUGCCAGAAAUCAGAUGUAUGAUGUACAGUGUAGAUGUAAUUCAUGCCCAAUUCUUUUCCUCUUAACAAAGGUAUCAGCACCACUGAUUGUUCGUUAUACUGCACCUGCAUCUGCCCAGCCGAAACGACUUAAUCUUCCAAGUCAUUUUAUUCCCCUUUAAUAUUUACUGUUUUGAAGACAGUAAUCCCCCGCUGUACCACGGUUCGAAUCUCACGCCACGGUUUAUUGCGGAAUCGCGUUUGCCACAUAACUUAUUAGUUUGGCUGAUUUUUCCGGUCUCGCGGAUAACAUGAUAGACCAAAAAAUUUAUGUUAAAGAGUUUUAUGUUAAAAUAAUGAAAUGUAUUAAUACAAAUAUAAUAAUGAAUUAUAAAAUGAAGUAAAAUGUUAAUACAGUACAGUACUGUAUACAUUAAAUAGCAUUUUUGUGGUGGUGUCUGUUUAUUAUGGGUGGUUUUGGAGCGUAACCACUGCGAUGGGAUUACUGUAUUCCUUUUUGAAGCUGUGUGGUGUGAAAGUUUCUCUCGGUCUCUCUCUGGAUUUUAUUUUUUAUUUUAAGUUGUAAAUCAUAAAUUAUAUAGUGAAAUCCCAAAAAAUGGAGCUAUACACUUGGAAUAACAUGGAACAUGUGGUUAGUUUUCUGACUGAAGGCACUGUUUUUGUUGUUGUUGUUGUUGGUUUUUUUUUUUGCUUUUAAUUCAGAUGAGAUUUGUGUCAUUGAGUCCCAGUGAUCUAAUAAUCACAUUCAUACUCUCCUACUAACACAAUAUAACGCAGCACAUUGUACUUAUGAAAGAGCUUCGAUUUUUUUUUCCCCCACAACGUCAUCGCCUCGUUAAAAUAUUUUCACCUUUGCGAUUUAUGUCGGGUUUAGAAUUUGUAGUCCGUUGAUUCCAGAAAUGAAAAGAAUUUUUAUGAACAUUCCUUUGAAGAAAACCACUGUCUUUAGCAACUUUUAGCUGAAAGCUCAGUCUAGAUUUGGCUGAAUAUAAAAGAAAUAAAUAAGAAAAUCACACAAA
Molecule: messenger RNA, 2783 nt
Organism: Silurus meridionalis
Lineage: Eukaryota; Metazoa; Chordata; Actinopteri; Siluriformes; Siluridae
Gene: nherf1a
Product: SLC9A3 regulator 1a
Exons: 6
Coding region: 189-1415 (408 amino acids)
Biological process (GO): protein localization to plasma membrane
Cellular component (GO): apical plasma membrane
Molecular function (GO): protein-membrane adaptor activity; signaling receptor binding
Source: RefSeq, a predicted model, not a curated record